AUGAUGCUGAAGACACAAAAAAAGAUCUCAAUAAGCGACUGUCAGUGGUCCCUGUCUAACACUGCUUCCAUCCAGUUGUGGACUACAAGGUUCCUUGCAUCUCCAGCUGUGCCUUCGAUUCAGCAAAGUAUUGGCCUGCUGAUCCAUCUUACCCAUGGAUUACUUCCUUGA
Messenger RNA from Nezara viridula (southern green stink bug), 171 nucleotides. The record is from the annotation of a GenBank genome assembly. Lineage: Eukaryota; Metazoa; Arthropoda; Insecta; Hemiptera; Pentatomidae.